AUGGGAAAUAUCAACAUCACAAUCAGUAGAGUAUUUUUGCCUACUGUGGAGAACAACAAAAAUCAGCCAAAUUUAGUGCUCCCUGACCCUUCACAAUCUGAUAUUAAAGCAGCAAGUGCCCAAGCUGGAACCCUUAACAAAAUUCAGCUGUACAAAUGUAUCAAGUCACGGUCAAUGAACCCAAAAACCAGAUUUCUACCAGCAGCUCUCUUCUGCAACACAAGCAGCAAGACAAAAAAGGAAUGGUUAAAACCACAUCUUGCCAAAAACUAA
This is a messenger RNA of Dovyalis caffra, 273 nucleotides long. The record is from the annotation of a GenBank genome assembly. NCBI's taxonomy places the organism in Eukaryota, Viridiplantae, Streptophyta, Magnoliopsida, Malpighiales, Salicaceae.